ACAAUCAUGAUCAUCAAAGCGCUUUCAUUAUCAAUAAUAAGCACAAGACUCGAAGAUGGCUUUGUUGUUUACGGCAACACCGGCAAUCAAGAGAGCUGUCGCAUCAAUCAAUGCCUUAGAAGUGUCCAAGUUUCCACUGCUGUUGACCAGAAUCACACAAAAACUCCAUUUGAAGGAUGACAGAACCUUCAGUGAGGAUGAAGAAUCAAAGUUACAGGAUGCCCUUGGGCUCACAGCUGGUGACCUUGAACUUGUCCUGCAGACUCUGGAGUUUUUCUUGCAACAGGCAGCGUACCAUGCCGCCAAGCCAGCAGUGUUUACACAACAGUUACGGCAGCUGGAUAUGGAUGAGGAUAAGGUGAAGACUGUCGUAGAGGCUUGGACUAGCAGUGGAAGAGAGGUGGUUCAAAGGCUGAGACAAAGAACGCUCAAUCCUAAACAGCUCGAGGACAUCAACUGGCGGCUCAAUCUCCAAAUGGCCACGUCCACACAACUUAAGAUGAAGAUGCCAAAUGCCAUGUUUGAAUUGUCUGUCAAAAAUGAAAAUACUGAUAAAAAGGAGAAGAUAAGGAUGGAGUUUACUCACGAAGAACUUUAUAAGUUCUACAACCAGCUGGAGACGGUACAGAAACAGUUGGACAGCUUAAGUUGAUGACUCGUCCUUAUAAGGAGAUUCGAACAAAUUACUACUGUGAUAGGGGGUUGUACAGGCAGUUGGUCAGUGUAGACUGACCAGGGGGCAGUGAUGGACAAAUAGUGGAUAUGUAUAUGUACAGUCGGUGUGGACCAACACAUACAGGACAAUGAGAACUGUGGACAAAUUGUGGAUAUGAAGAGUCGGUGUGGAUUAACACGGGACAAUGAGAAUUGUGGACAAGUUGUGGAUAUGAAGAGUCGGUGUGGAUUAACACAGGACAAUGAGAAUUGUGGAUAUGAAGAGUCGGUGUGGAUCAAUGCAGAACAGUCUCAAUAGUCAAAACAUGUUUUGGAGAGUCAAAUUAAUGGUCUACUAGAAAUCCACAUACAUUCAGUAUAUAUAAAUGUAUCUACUCUCGGUCACCAUCUAACGUGUUCAUUUACUGAAUAAUGAUGUCUAUCGUAACGACAGAGCUGUACAACGUCCAUCAUGAUGAAAUUACGUUUUUAGCUCACCGGUUACGAGUAACCGAGAGCUAAUGCUGUCACCCCGGCGUCGGUGUCGGCGUCCCACCCCAAAACUUUAAAGUUUUUGGAGUAAGUUUUUGGAAAGCUUGUAAGUCCAAAAGUACACACCUCAGGCCCUUCUAAGUUGGUUUAUGCAUUCAUUAGGGGUCUAGGAGUGAUGUUAUGGCAAAAUAAUGCAGAAAAAAAUUGUGAUUUUUUCGCAUUUUACCAUUAUGUGGACUUAACUUUUUUGCCACCAAAACUCACUUUAAAUUUUUGGGGUAAGUCAAAAAGUAUUCACCUCAUGCCCUUCCAAUUGGUUUAUACAUUCAUUAGAGAUCCAGGAGUGAUGCUGUGGCAAAUCAUAGAGAAAAAAAAAUGGCCUUUUGGCAUUUUACUAUUUAGUGGACUUACUUUUUUUGACACAAAAACUCACUUUAAAGAUUUUGGGGGUUAGUUUUGAAAAGCUUGGAAGUCCACAC
This is a messenger RNA of Pecten maximus, 1625 nucleotides long. Its product is annotated as COMM domain-containing protein 10-like. The transcript has 8 exons. Lineage: Eukaryota; Metazoa; Mollusca; Bivalvia; Pectinida; Pectinidae. The record is from RefSeq and is a predicted model, not a curated record. The coding region runs from base 56 to 652 and encodes 198 amino acids.